Cydia pomonella (codling moth) is the source of this 5683-nucleotide messenger RNA. Its product is annotated as guanylate cyclase 32E-like. The record is from RefSeq and is a predicted model, not a curated record. Bases 104 to 4621 code for a protein of 1505 amino acids. Gene Ontology annotation, biological process: receptor guanylyl cyclase signaling pathway; intracellular signal transduction; cGMP biosynthetic process. NCBI's taxonomy places the organism in Eukaryota, Metazoa, Arthropoda, Insecta, Lepidoptera, Tortricidae. The transcript is spliced from 33 exons. Gene Ontology annotation, molecular function: peptide receptor activity; protein kinase activity; ATP binding.
GCCGUCAUUAAUUAUUUGAUGCUGACUGUAGGUACGUAAAUAUUGUUAGACUAAGAGUGAGUCAAAUUUUUUAACGUUGAUUUGUGAUUAUUGUUUCAGAGUGAUGACUCAGAUGCGAGACUUGGGUGUUGUGGCGUUUUUCGGCCCCGAUGACACGUGCCAUACUGAGGCGAAGCUGGCGGCAGCUUGGAACCUACCGCUUAUAUCCCAUAAAUGUGCGGAUGACAGCCCAAAGCGCGAUGACAGAGCAACGGACCGUGAAGCGGGCGUAAGCCUGGGCGUUACGUUCGCGCGGACUCUGCCCCCGGCCUUCAAGAUCAGCAAGUCCGUCAUGGCCCUGUUGAAGGCUUUCAAUUGGAAUAAGUUCGCUAUUGUGGCUGGCGAAGGGGUCGCAGCGCAACAGAAGGACGCUAUUAAGAAACUGGCAACGCACAAUGACAUGAUAGUAACGGCUGAACACAAUUUUCCUUACUACAUUCCCUUGAACAUAUCCAACAUGGAGAAAAUAGUGGACCAAACCUACGACAAGACUAGAGUGUACGUGUUUCUGGGCGAGCAUAUAGCGCUGGUGGAUUUCGUGACGGUGCUGCAGCGCCGCGGGCUACUGCAGACCGGCGACUACGCCGUGGUUGCGGUCGACGACGAGAUAUACGACCCGAGCACCUCCGCCAUCGCCCAUGCUGAUCAUCUGGGUCAAAAUAGCAGUAGCGACGUCAUGGCUUUCAGAGCUGUACUCAAGCUUACGCCAUCAUUUCCAACGAAUCCUAUUUAUGAGGAGCUGUGUCAGAUGAUUCGCAACCACUCGGCGGCGCCUCCGUUCUGCGUGCCUAACUACCACAAGCUCUACGAAGACGCCUCUGUACCAAUAGAAGCUGCUCAUCUGUAUGACGCAGUGGUACUCUGGGCCAGGGCCGCCACCGCCGCGAUGCGGGCGGGGCUCCCGGCUACCGACGGCGCCACCCUGAUGAAGCUCCUUCGACCCACUACCUACCGUUCUGUUCAGGGAUUUGAUGUCUAUAUGGACAGCGCAGGCGACGCCGAGGGCAACUUCACGGUCAUAGGGCUGGUGGAAGAUGAGACGGCUCCAGGAGGAUGGAGGGCUGCGCCGGUAGCUACCUUCCGAUACGCCAACUCUUCAGACAUGCUACCGGAAUUGGUGGGAGCCAACAAAAUCGUUUGGCUGAACGGACAGCCGCCGGCAGCCGAGCCGCCCUGCGGCUUCGACAGAUCGAAGUGCUCCCUCCCUCACGACCCGGGUGUACUAGCGGCCAUCAUCGCGGUUGCUGCUGCAGCCAUACUUGCGCUCGCGCUGCUGCUAAGGCAUUACAGAUACGAACAGAAGCUGGCCAGUGUGCUUUGGAGAAUCGAGGCGAAGGACCUGACGUUUAUAAUGGCGUGCAAUGAUGGGGAUAAGACGUUAAACCCUCAAGACAACGAAGCGAGACGAGCGCACACGACCAUCGCUAUGUACAGAAGCAACAUAGUGGCUGUCAAGAGGCUGCAGAAGAAGAGUAUCGACGUUACUCGAGCUAUUAAGAAGGAGUUAAAACAGAUUCGCGAACUUCGUCACGAAAAUAUCAACGCGUUCGUCGGUGUUUGCGUGGAAGCCGGUUCCACGUGCAUCGUGUCGGCUUACUGCUCCCGCGGCUCACUGGCCAGGGUGCUGGCUGACCGUGACCUGCACCUGGAUGACAUGUUCGUGGCCAGCCUGGUGGCGGAUCUGCUACGGGGACUAACGUACCUGCACGAUUCAGCACUCGUCUCGCAUGGGAACCUCACGAGUAGCAACUGCCUUGUAGACAGCCGAUGGGUACUGCAGAUUGCCGACUAUGGACUGCAUAAUCUCAAGUAUGGCUGCGCCGACGCGGAAGACGCACUGCGCAUGGAACGGCGCAUGCUCUGGCGCGCGCCCGAACUGCUCCGCGAUCCGAACCCCCCCUCCCGCGGCUCGCAGAAGGGGGACGUGUACUCCUUUGGUAUCAUUCUGUAUGAGAUACUGGGGAGGAACGGACCGUGGGGCGAUACCAAUCUGACAAAUGCUGAGAUAAUCGGCAGAGUCCGGCAGCCGAUUGGCGGCGUCCUCUUCAGGCCACCGAUGAGCGGCUUAGCGGCAAGACCGUCAGUCCUAGCCGUCCUGAACGCGUGCUGGAGCGAGCGCCCUGACCGACGACCUGACUUACGGCUAGUUCGACUCAGGCUCAAGGAUAUGCAUGCUGGCAUGAAAACGAACAUAUUUGACAACAUGCUGGCCAUGAUGGAGAAGUACGCAAGUAACCUUGAAGCGCUGGUGGCGGCCAGGACUGAACAGCUCCUCCAGGAGAAGCGACGGACGGAUGACCUGCUGCACAGAAUGCUGCCCAGGACAGUGGCUGAGGCCCUGAAGCGAGGCGAGAGGGUUCAGGCGGAGAGCUACGACUGCGUCACAAUAUACUUCAGCGACAUCGUGGGCUUCACCAACCUGGCGGCAACCAACACGCCUAUGCAGGUGGUGGAAAUUCUGAACGACUUAUACACAUGCUGUGACGCCAUCAUAUCAUAUUACAACGUUUACAAGGUGGAGACAAUAGGUGACGCAUACAUGGUGGUUGGGGGCGUACCGGAGCGAUGCUCGCGACACGCUGCCGAGGUAGCAUCGCUCGCGCUUCACGUGCUGGAUGCGGUGCCUAAGAUACGAAUGAGGAAUAUGCCAGCUGCCCGACUUCAUAUACGAAUUGGUAUACACAGUGGGCAGUGCGCCGCGGGCGUUGUGGGUGUUAAAAUGCCUCGUUACUGCCUGUUCGGGGACACGGUCAACACUGCAGCACGCAUGGAAUCCAGCGGGGAACCUCAGAGGAUCCACGUCAGCAACGACACGUACAAGCUGCUGCGGCAGCAUGGCGGGUACCAUUUCAAGGAGAGGGGGAUUGUCAAUAUCAAGGGUAAGGGCGACAUGAAAACAUGGUGGCUGGUCGGAGAGGACCAUGAGAGAAGAAAAAACUCUCUAUUCCGAUAUCGAGCAGAAGCAUCGCUGCAAUGGCCUCAAGCAUACCACUUUAAGGCAACUCUAAAAAUACCGUCAGCAAACGUGAUAGAACCUUAUGAGGUCUGGUCUAAUGGCGUGGAAGGACAUCACAGAUUUGACUUCUACAAGGGAAUGUCUAAAAUGUACCAGAAACGACACGGGAAAGUGAAUAAUGUCGUCCAAUUCCAAUACUAUUGGGUAACCCCCGAUCCGACGAAUGUCAAUCAAAACGAUAAAGUUUGUCGCCAACUAAGCGCGAACUCGAGCGAGGUAAAGCGGCUUUACCACUAUUUGCCGCCUAUGUACAACUAUAAGGAAACAGGUCCUGAUGUCAAUCAUACGACAAAAUGGGAGUACCAAUAUACCCAGAAGCAAUAUGGCGCAGUUUUCAAAUAUGCUCUCUGGACUACGGGAAACACCAAUGAAUGGGUACCUGUGAGAUAUGAGUACAGGAUGUUUUAUAAAGGCGUCGAGUGCGAUUUUAUUCAGCAUGUAUAUGAAUACUUCAGCCGCUCCAAACCAGACGCCGAUGUGUAUAAAAUCCCACGUGAUCUUCGAUGCAAUUCUCCUUCUGCAAGAAACCCUGGAAGAGAUAUUGAACACCAUUUAGAUCUAGAAAGCCCUAUUUUGCAACAAAACAUGACGGAGUUAUUUGAAAGAUUCAAGUUGGCACAUAAUAAGCAAUACAAAAAUACCGAAGAACACUUUAUGAGGUUAUCUGUGUUCCUGAAUAAUGUCAGAUACAUACAGUCUGUCAACAGCCAACAAGGAUCUUACAAAUUAGCUAUCAACCAAUUUGCAGACUUAACAGAAGACGAGUUGGCAUUGUUAGCCGGUACUAAAUUCAAACCGGAAAUUGUCAAUUUGACGCAAAGUUUUUUAGACAAUGACGAUAACAUUAAGGACAGUAAGGACUUCGAUUGGAGAUCGUAUGAUGCAGUGACGUCAGUUAAAGAUCAGACAUUUUUAUGCGGAAGUUGCUACGCGUUUACAGUCGCUGCAGCCAUCGAGUCUGCAGCAUACAUCACUAACGGCUGUAACAAUUUGGUAGAAGCCAGCGAACAAGCAAUCAUAGACUGUUCGACGGGCAAGAAUGGAAAUGGCAACCAGGGAUGUAAUGGUGGAGUUUUGAGUUCUAGCCUACAAUGGGUCAAAAAGAAUGGCAUUCCCUUAAGAAAAGACUAUGGGCCAUAUUUGGCAAUGGAGGGAUAUUGUCACUUGAAACAAACACAAUUAAUGCAUAUACACAAUUACAUAAGAUUGCCGAACGAAAUCAAGACGAUAAAGGCCGCUCUACGCCAGCACGGUCCUUUGGCGACCGUAAUGCAUGUGCCAAGGUCGUUAUAUUACUAUCGCUCUGGAUUAUACGACGACAAGACCUGUUUAUCUGUCCCAGGAAGUCAAACGCACGCUGUGCUCAUAGUAGGCUAUGGGAAAGAAAACGGUAAAAGGUACUGGCUGGUGAAAAACUCAUGGGGCGCUCGAUGGGGUGACGAAGGCUACUUCAAACUGGAUAUGGAGAAGAACUUGUGUGGAAUUACGAAUCUGGUAUACGCUGUUGUUGAUCCGAAAUCGCUUAGGAAACAAUGUAAGGUGGUUAGCUUUGGAGUGGAAGAAUAAAACGAAAGGUAUAAAAUAGUUUAAGUACUUGGAAAGGUUUUAGGUUGUACUUGGUAAGCUGAUAUAAGAGCUUUUUGAGCAACUUGUGUGCACCCAUAUUUUUACACUUAAUUGUACCUGUUAUACCCCUUAACGGAUAAUUAGUAACCACGGAACAGUUUUGUUUCUUGACGAUAAAAUAAUAAAUUCUCUAGUGCUUCAUAUUUUAUAUAUUGAUUAUCUUAAAUUUAACUGUCUUUAAUAAAAAAAAAGUAUUAUAUUUAGGAUUUGAUUUUUCUUUUCAUGAAUUUGUAAGUAAGUAAUAAUACGUUUUUUUUAAUGGUAGACUGACAUAGUGUUAAGUAAUUUUAAAUUAAAUACAGCACUCAUUAACGUUUAUAAAUAGCUUUGUAACAAAACAUUUGCUUUUUAUAUCGUUGUAAUUAAAAUUUGUUCUGUAUUUCUGGGUUUUAUUUUAGGUGAUUUUCCCUUAACAGCCUUACACAUAAAUGCCUUACCAAGUGAUUAACUACUAAGUCGUAGUACGUAGGUAGUCGUAAUACAGUAAAAAGCAAUGCAUUCCUCGUUUUUGUCCAAUACAAUUAAUAGGGGUAUUAUUUAGUGAAAUAUUUUGUUUUAUGCUAUUUUUAGGAAACAUUAAACCUAUAAAUUAUAAACUGAAAUAGACGUCUUAUCAUUACAGCUAGACUGAAAAAGUGACAAAAGGCGACUAGUGCCACUACUGCCCGAGGCCAAAUUCCUUGUCUUGUGGGGGCGGGCUUGAUCACGUUCUUUAGGAAUCAUUUAGAAAUAAGUAGAAUCGUUUCCGACGAAAUAAGUAAAUAUUAGUAUAGGACAUUAUUACACAAAUUGACUAAGCUUAAGGACUUGUGAUGUGGCCAAGUGAGACAACGAUCUCAUAUACAGGGUGGAAAAUAUGUAUGGGUCCUGGACGGCGUUUCUAAACUAGUUACUUUAAAUCAUUUAGCUAGCUCAUUUUACUAAAAAUAAAUAUUCCUUUAUUUUUAAAAAGAAACAAAACUGCAUUCAAAGAUCUUCUAAAAUUUGCUUGCCUCACCCGAG